CGUCAUUUUUCCGCGACACGUGAGAAGCGCAUGUGUAUGAACUCCCGAUUAUGCUCUGAACACUUCGUUGUCGUUCUAUAAUAAUGGUGUAUUAAAAACACGUUAAUCAACAAUAGAUGCUUAUUAGGCUUCUAAAACCAGUGGUUUAGUCUAUCGUUCUGUGGACACUGCGUUACACUCAGACACGUGUUCUACUGCCUGCCUGAGCGACAACAUAAACCACAAAUAAAUCCUCUUCAACAGAAGAAGCGUUUGGUUGGAGCUCAUUCCUAAAGAUCUCAUGAGUUUUGUGGAGUACUCCGAGUUCAUCAAGGAAGGAGAUGUGGUCAUUAUCUUCCUUGGGCAUGAGUCCAUGAUGCCCAUCAAAGUAGAGGCUGGGGCCCAAACCCAGACUCGAUAUGGAGCUAUUCGCCACUCUAGUGAUUUAAUUGGGCGACGGUUCGGUUCUAAGGUGACCUGCAGUAAGGGAGGAUGGGUGUAUGUGCUGCAUCCUACUCCUGAGCUAUGGACUGUGAACCUGCCUCACCGAACACAGAUCCUCUACAGCACAGACAUUGCCAACAUCACACUGAUGCUUGACCUCAAACCAGGCUCAGUCGUCUGUGAAUCAGGUACGGGCAGCGGCUCCCUCUCCCAUGCCAUUCUCCGCACCAUUGCCCCCAGCGGCCACCUGCACACGGUAGAGUUUCAUGCCCAAAGGGCAGAGAAGGCUGCUCAGGAGUUUAGAGACCACAAGGUGGCCCAUCUGGUGACUGUCCGAAACCAGGACGUGUGUAAAGAGGGUUUUGGUGUAGUGGGUGUGGCAGAUGCAGUCUUUUUGGACAUCCCCUCUCCAUGGGAGGCAAUUGUACAUGCCAAGAAAGCCUUCAAACGCAAGGGGGGUCGUCUGUGUUCAUUCUCACCAUGUAUAGAGCAAGUCCAGAGAACAUGUGAGACACUACUGGAACAAGGCUUUGGGGAGAUAUGUACUCUAGAGGUUCUUCAGAGGGUGCACGACGUCCGCUCUGUCACUAUGCCCUUAGUCUACCUUGGCCCAGAGGAUGGAGGUCCGGAGAGUGCCAAAAUGACCACUGACCCCGCUGCAGAGGAAGCCCGACCUGUAGCAAACCCUGGCUAUCAGUCAGUAACCUGCCGGACUGCCACACCCCCUCGGGAAAUGGCCGGACACACAGGGUACCUCACCUUUGCUACCAAACCACGGGGCUAGAGAUCGCCAGGCUUUUGAAGAGUGUUUCUGAUCCAGUAUGGGUCUGCUGAGUGUACACAGAAGCCUAGUACUUCUGUUCUCUCAUUGACUCUCAUACUGCAUGUGAACACAGCCUUCCUCGGCAGUGCUUCCAGGCUGCCUGGUGGUAUUGGUCAUAAAGUUUAAUUAAGGAUACUUGAGAAGGUUUUAUGUAAUCAAUCAGAUCUGUGCGAACAUAGAUGUUUGCCAAAUGAGUGAAAGGUGAGCUAGAUAAGAGUUCAUCCUCCUUAAUGCUAGUCAUUUACAGUCAUAUUAUACUAACACUUCUUAAAAUGUACGGCCUUUUUAGUUUUGUCAGUUUUUGUCCUUUUGUUACAAUAAAAUUCAAAUGAAA
Messenger RNA from Astyanax mexicanus (Mexican tetra), 1580 nucleotides. It is a transcript of the gene trmt61a, whose product is annotated as tRNA methyltransferase 61A. Lineage: Eukaryota; Metazoa; Chordata; Actinopteri; Characiformes; Acestrorhamphidae. The coding region runs from base 281 to 1207 and encodes 308 amino acids. The record is from RefSeq and is a predicted model, not a curated record. Gene Ontology annotation, cellular component: nucleus; tRNA (m1A) methyltransferase complex. Gene Ontology annotation, biological process: tRNA methylation. The transcript has 4 exons.